Molecule: messenger RNA, 1395 nt
Organism: Ascochyta rabiei
Lineage: Eukaryota; Fungi; Ascomycota; Dothideomycetes; Pleosporales; Didymellaceae
Exons: 3
Coding region: 1-1395 (464 amino acids)
Biological process (GO): transmembrane transport
Molecular function (GO): transmembrane transporter activity
Source: RefSeq, a predicted model, not a curated record
AUGGCUAACAAGGUUGUCGAACCGGAAGUUGAACAAUCGCAGGGCGAGCAAGUCACGAAAACUGUUUCACGCUUUACGCGUUGGUAUCGAAGUCCACUCUUCAAUGUUAUCAUCGUGGGACUUAUUUCGUUUACCCAGCCUGGAAUCUGGAACGCACUGAACAAUGUUGGAGCUGGCGGCCAACAGGAACCUUACCUCGUCAACGGUGCCAAUUCCCUGACUUUCGGUAUCAUGGUCUUUGGCUGCUCGAUCUUCGCCAUUCUUGCGAAUAAGUUUGGUUUGAAGAACGUCUUGAUUCUGGGAACCCUAGGGUACGCGCCUUACUCCGCCUCGCUAUACGUCAACAAUCGUUACGGUACUGAGUGGUUUGUCUUGUUUGGCGGCGCUACCUGCGGACUCGCAGCGUCAGCUCUCUGGGCCUCUGAGGGUGCGAUCGCACUGGGCUACGCAGACAUUAAAGAUCGUGGAAAGUUCACGGGCAUUUGGCUCGGACUGCGAGAGCUCGGCCAGCUGAUUGGCUCAUCGAUUCAGCUGUCUCUGAACUACAAAAGCGGACAAAGAGGCAAGGUCGGGUACACAACAUACAUCGUCCUUAUUGCACUGCAAUGUCUGGGGCUUCCACUCGCCCUUCUUGUCUCACCACCACAGAAGGUCAUCCACCGUGACGGCCGCAAGGUACCGGAUCCGACGAAGAACAAGGUUGUCAUGAAGGAAGUGUCGAAAUGGUGGGCGUUGCUCACAGAUCGACGCUUCUACCUUCUCAUUCCCGUCAUGAUCGGCUUCAACUGGAACAACACCUAUCAGGGUAUCUACCUCACCAGGUACUUCUCAGUCCGCGCCCGAACUCUCGGCUCAUUGACUUCAGGCGUCGCUGCCACCAUAGCGAACCUCUUGUGGGGCUGGCUUUACGACACGACGUACUUCAGCCGCCCAGCCCUAGCAAAGAUAACCUGGACCUUCUUCUCAGUGCUGAUGCUGGCGCUGUUUGGAUGGCAAGUUGCUAAUGAGAAGCUGUACUCCGAAGCAGUCCCGAAGGUCACUUUGGAUUGGGAUCUUCCCGGAUUCGGUCGCGGCUUCGCAGUGAACGUGCUGUUCCGCUUCAUGAACGAGUCGCAUUACAUGUUUGUGUACUGGAUCCUCGGAGCUUUCUUCGACGACAUCGAGACGCUGACUCUAGCUGUGGGUCUGCUCCGGUCUUUUGAGUCUGUUGGAUCUUGUCUGGCAUUUGGCAUUGGGGCGGCCAAGAUCAAGCCCAUGAUCAACCUGAUCAUUGCCUUUGUCAUGUUCUCAGUUACCAUACCGUCGACUUUCGCGGCAACGUUCAUCGUGCCAGAGCGACCAGUCGAUGAGCGUAAGGCUGUGUCGGAUGAUGAGUCUGUAGAGGCUAUUAAAUGA